This is a messenger RNA of Histoplasma mississippiense, 570 nucleotides long. RefSeq lists its product with no specific name. The transcript is spliced from 2 exons. Bases 1 to 570 code for a protein of 189 amino acids. Lineage: Eukaryota; Fungi; Ascomycota; Eurotiomycetes; Onygenales; Ajellomycetaceae. The record is from RefSeq and is a predicted model, not a curated record.
AUGGACAACGAUAAGGACAAUGACAGUUUCUCUGACGACGGAAUUGACGAAUUGCCUCCUAGGACCCUUUUAGAGCUCGAGAGGAAUGCAUACCAGGCGUCGCAGCCGCAACGCCCUGAUUCCAGAAACAGCAGUAUCCAUAUCCCUCCAAACGCCAGAAAUCCAAGCUUUGUUUCCCUGGCCCGCGGAGCUAUCUCCCGGCCUGCCAGCCGCACUCUCAGCCAUGGGCCCGUCUUGCAGGACCCUUCACGGCUCCUGCGCCCGCCAUUGAGUUUUGGAGAUGAAGAUUUUGAAGAUUUGGACGCUGGGGUACUGGACGAUGGUUAUGGCCCGGCUCCGGUUGAAUUACAAAAUGCAAUGUUCCAACAAGAUAAGGUUAAUGAUAGACUACGUCCUGGGGCACAGGAGGUUGAGCCACGUCCAGAUCAUAGAGCAAAAAACAUUGCGAAUGGAAAUACCGCCGGUCCCGCCGCGCAACAACACGCGGUGUCACUUGGGGACACUAUUGUAAUGAGUGGCGUGGAAGAGAUGGCUACAGAUGCGAUGUCUGGGCUGAAAUUGAAGCGAUGA